AUGAACAAGCGGCCCCUAGGCCCCACCGGGCUCCCAGCCAAACCAGGUAAUCCCGGCGUACCCAACGUCGGGGGCUACGGAUCCACUCCCGGCCCAGCUCCGCCCUUACCUGCUGGACCGAUGCCGCUGGGCUAUCCUCAACAGCCACAGUAUCAGCAACAGCAGGUCCCGCAGCAACAGCAGUAUGGGCAGCAGCAGUAUCCUGCUCAGCAAGCGCAGCAGCAACAGCAGUAUGGCGGGCAGCAAGGGGGACAGCAGGGCGGACCGCAGGCUGUGGAUCCUGCGGCGCAUGCGGCGGCUUGGGCGGCGUAUUACCAGGCAACUGGCCAACCCAAUCCUUACGCCCAAGCCCAACCUCAAGCCGUCGGUACUUCCCCCAACCCUGCAGCUCCCGGAGCAGCCACCGCGUACGCAAACUACGGCUACGGUGCCGGUGCCACCCACGCGAAUCAUCUGCAACCUGGUCAAGCUGCCCCGCAACAGCAAGCAGGGCAGGCUUACGGGGCCUACCAAUACCCACAGCAACCUCGCCCGCCGGCCGCUGCUGGCGCGUACGGUGCACCCCUUCCCGGUCAGCCACAAUAUGCCAACUACGGUCCUCAGCAACCCGUACCACAGCAGCAGCAGCAAGCGCAGGGGUAUCGCCCGCCCAUGCAGCCUCAAGCGGGGUACGGCUACAACUCGCCCGUUGCCCAGCCGUUCCCUGUCCAGGCUGGACAAUACCCUCAGCAGCCGCAAGCUCAGCAGGCAUUCUACGGGCAACAACAGCCGCCCACAGCAGGCUUCCGGCCGGGGAUGAAUCCCAGUCCGGUCAGGCCAUACCAGCCCCGCCCGCCCCGUCCGCCAGGGAUGGGCAUGUCUCCCUCUCCUGCGCCCAGCAUGCCCAUGAAUGGCGGUAUGGGCGUUCCACCAGCGAAGCGGCCUCGCUUUGACGGUCCGGGAGGCGGAGCUACAGGUGCACCGGGGAUGUACCCGCCCGCGACUCGGCCAGGAGCCAUGGGAAUCAAUAAUGGUCAACCCGGAUUCGGAGCUGUUCCAGGCAGACCACCCAUAGCUGUCGGCGGCGGACCUAUACAUCUUGGCGGACCAGCACGAGCACCUGUCGCUGCCGCAACCCCGCCGAUCGUCCGGCCGCCGAUCCAUCUCGGGAUGGGCGGGCCUCCUCCACCGGGCAUCAUCGCUCCUCGCGGACCGUCCUUCGCGCGCGGAGGCGGCAUAGCGGGCCGGGGUGGACGAGGAGGUGUACAUGUUCCAGGAGCACCGAGGGGCCCAGCGGGCAUGUCCGGCUUUGGACGGGGCCGAGGGGCGGCAGUGGUUGGACUGGGCGGAAGAAGGGGCGCGUACGCCGCGGGCGUGGAGAGGGAGCGGGAAGAGAGGGAGCGGAGGAGGGAGAAGGAGAAGGGAGCAAAUACGACCAUGACGGAUUUCAGAAUCGUCGGGAUACAGAUCAGUCGAGUGGGCUCGCCGGCGGAGGAGGCGGAGGGGAAGGGGUGGAAGUGGGGUUGGGUCGAAGAUGAGGCGAGGGCACUGCAUCCGCCUCCGCCAAAGGAGGAGGAGGAUGAGAAGGCCGAUGAAGAGGUGGAGGUCGAGGUGAAGAAGGAGGCGGGCGAGGAAGGAGAGAAAGUGGAAGUCAAGGUGGAAGAGGAGGAGCGGAAGGAGCCAGAAGCUGUCGGCUCGGUGGAAGCGGAGGAGAAGAGGGGUGAGAAGCGGAAAGCAAAGACACCGGAUGGCGACGAAACGGAAGGCUCGAGCAAGAAGCGCGCAGCUCUUGACGCUGGGGAUCACACGACCGAGGCCGCCGCUCCCGCUCCGGAGGCACUGCUCGCGCCCAGCUCGGUCGAUCUGCCCAAGCCCGAGCUGGACGCUGCGGCAGAAACUGACGUCAAGGUUGAGCCUGUCGAUUCGACCGAGACCGCCCAGCCCGUCGACGGUGAUACUGUCACUAUAAAUGGUGAAUCCUCUGCAGCAGCUGUACCCAAUUCUGCAGCAGCUGUACCCAGUCCCGAACUCUCCGCCCCUACCCUUACACCUGAACCCGAACCUCCUUUGAGUAAAUUCGAAGAACCCCAAAACCGCUUCCGGAUCUACUUUGACAGUCCACCCGAACUGGAUCGGAUACCCAAAGCGAUCCGUCGGGGAAUCAACAAGCGCUUCAGGAGGGAGAGCAGCAGUGUGGCGCCGUCUGUUCAAGGUCAGGCGCAGGCUGAGGGCGAAGCCGAGGAGAAGGUACCGGAGGGAGGAGCGGAGGGUGCCGAGGCGGAGACGGUCGUUGGAGAGGCGCCGGUGGGAGUGGAGGUGAAGGCUGAGAUUGGGACGGAGGAGGCGGCGGAAGAGGUGAUUGCGGGUGCUGAGGUGGUGGAGGGGGAGGUACCGGUUAUCCCGGCGGAUGCUGACUCGAGUGGGGCGCUGGGGGAAAGGAAGGCCGAUCCAGCAGCCGAGGCAGUGGCGGAGGCUGUGGUGGCUGAGAGUGCAUCAGCGGAUGAAGAGACAGGGGGUGCGGAAGAGGAGACCGGAGCGGGCGACGUUUCGAUGCGGACAGAUGUCGGGCAUGACGCGGAUGCGGCGGAGGGAGAGCAGGCGGAAGCAGCGCUUGAGGCACCGGAAGCUGCAGUCGAGGCUAUACCUCAGGUGGAGUCUGUUGGCGAACCCAGCGCGGAAGCUCCUGCUACCGACGCGGUCGACGCGAUAUCCGCCCUCCCCUCCGAAGCGGAAGCUGUGCCGGCCACGGCAGAACAGCCUAUCGCCACUCGGACACGCCGGCGAUCUUCCGUCAGCUCGCACGCUACUCAUCCGGACGGUACAGCCACUGUUAACGGUGACGCUGAGGCAUCCGCGCCUUCAGCGCCCGCUGUGGAUGCGGUACCGGCCGGUCCUCAACCAAGUGUCAACCGGAUCAGUAUCCUGUAUGAGGAGAGCAGUCGGCGGAUCUGUGUGGAUGCGGAGGCGGUGGAGAGUGUCAGGAUAUAUCGUGCUGAAGGGAAGAUUGAGGUGUGUUUGAAGGAGGAGGAGCCGGUGGUGGCUGUCGAAGGGGAAGAGGAAAGGGAGGCGGAGAAGGUCGAAGGGGAAUUGAGAAAGGGUGUCUUGAUGGAAAUGUACGACUCUACAGACGAACGAUUCGUCGCUCUCUCCGCUUCUCGCCUGGCCGAGAUCUACCCGUCCUCCGAUGCUACCUCUACACCGGAGGCGGAAUCCAUACCACCACUCCACACCCAAGGCCCAAUGACCAUCACCGUUUGGCUCAACAAGAAGCGGCCACUGAGCGAGCCCAAAUGGUGCCGUUCCAACUCGGCCGACGAGUGGCUCUUUGAGACCUUUUCCUCCCGUCGGCUCGACACCACCGCUGACGGCUGGCGGGGAAGGCUCCACGUUGUCGAUCCCGAUCCAGCCCCGACGCUCUCGUCGAUUCUGACGAGCUGGACGGCCGGUGCGUCCUCCGGGACCCUCGGCGAUCGUCGGGCAUUCAUCGAUUCCCUCACGGCCUCCAACGACGCCGCGGACUUGCUCGAGAUUCUCCUCCGUCUCGCGCGGGGCGAUCGGAACCCGACCGUCGGAUCGGGGCACGGCGGCUCAGGCGGCGGUGGUGGCGGGUUUGGGUCGCUUGCAGGUGCGAUCCGCCCCGACUCGCCGUACGCGAGCCAUCAGACCCAUGUCUCGCUCGCGGUGCUGCAGAUGUAUAGGCUCACGAUGGUUUAUGCGGAUAAGGCGGGAGAGGGGGAUGCGGUGAGGGAGAAGGUGGAGGAUAUUGUGAGGAGUCUGCCGGUGGGUAUGAUUCAGAGGAGUUUGGAUGGGCUGUUUAGGGAGUGGGUGGACAAGAGGGCUGGGAAGUGA
Molecule: messenger RNA, 3828 nt
Organism: Dioszegia hungarica
Lineage: Eukaryota; Fungi; Basidiomycota; Tremellomycetes; Tremellales; Bulleribasidiaceae
Exons: 4
Coding region: 1-3828 (1275 amino acids)
Source: RefSeq, a predicted model, not a curated record